AUGGAGGGACUCAGGCGGAGUGAAAGGGCAAAUAAGGGUCAGCCACCGAAGCGGCUAGGAUUCGGGGAUGACUUGACUGAGCUGGAGCUCACAAUUGUCCAGACCCAGAUGGAAAGGACAAAAAAGGAAAUGGAGUUGCUCUCUUUGAGGGAAAAGGAACUGUCACUUCGUCAUUCGAUGGUGAUUGAGGCGAAAGCUGCAUCUCUGGCAAACAUUUCUGCGGAUUCCUAUGAGGAUCUACCUGUCAAGACUUCCACUCCAUUGAUGAAGCUGGAGAAGUACCCUCUUUUGGACGAGGCCGGCAAGCCAGAAGCCAAAGGAACUGACAAGCCCAUCCCGGAUGUAGACGACAAAAUCAUCUUGGGCCAGACGGGAAAUGACAAGGCUACUUUGAAGGAUUCCUCAAGUGACGAUGAGCUGGAGGGAGUUGUCAAUAGAUUCCAGCUAUUUCAAAAGAAAUUAGACCAGGAUAUCUUGCGAGAGAAGCUGCAGAGGAAGACCGGUGGAGAUAUUGCACAGAGAGGGGCUGCAGCAGGCGACAGGAAGAAGUUUCUUGGGUUCAAGGAGAAUCCCCCAGAGCCAAAGAGAGUGACCAUGACGACUGACGAAUUUGAGACGGCACUUCACACUGUCAUGAAGGUUGCCAAAGACGACACCAAACAUCACACACCCACUCCCGAGUACAUGGACAUCAUGAAGAAGUUCUUGGUGCGGCAAUCUGUGGGUGAUGAGACGCACAAAUUUGAAGGAAAUGUGCAAGAAUGGCCCAUUUUCAAGGCAUGGUUUGAGAAUCUAAGUGACAGUUGUGGAUACAACAACACAGAAAAGCUUACCGUCUUGCAAAAAAGUCUGGUUGGAGAGGCAAGAGAGACUGUCAGAUUCUUGCUGUUUUCCCCAUGCAAUGUGGAUAAGGUUAUGUUUUCUCUGCAAGAGAGAUAUGGCCAGCCAGAGCACUUAAUCCGCACGAUGAUUGCGCAGGUGAAGGCACUGCCGGCUGUCAAGCAUGACAAACCGGAAAGUUUGGUUAACUUCUCCGUGACACUUAGCAAUAUGGUUGCUGCAAUUGAAACGUUUAACCACAAUGGUUAUGUUGACAAUCCUCAUCUCUUAGACGAGCUGAUCACGAAGCUUCCCCUCACUAUGCAAAUUGCUUGGUCGGAGAUUCAUGCUUCCAGGGGAUUUGUGACGGUGAAAACCUUCGCAGAAUGGAUUGGUUUGAAGGCAAAAGCAGCUAAUUAUCGCCUCCGGACGAUGGAGGCAGCGAGGGUGGAGAAGCUACCAGAGAUGAAAAAUAAAAAGACAGUGGCAACGGUAGUCAGUAGUGAGCUGCGGGAAGUCAAGGAGAAAACCCCCGAAUGUAGCCUGUGCAAGGGAAAACAUUUUCUGGACAAAUGCGAGAAGUUUCAGAAGCUUUCCGUGGACGACCGCUGGGCACAAGUAAGACGACAGGGCUUGUGCUUCUCCUGCCUCAAGCCCAAGCACUCUCUAAGGAUGUGCAAGGAGAGCAAGACUUGUUCGAGGACAGGAUGCGAUAGAAAACACAAUAUUCUUUUGCACGGUGAUGUAAGUUCUGUCAGAAAUACAACACUUGCACAGAAUGAGACAGAUAACCCAGAAGAAUCCCAGACGAGAGUAGAGGAUAAGCCUGCUCCAAAGGAUGCACCUUUGUCACAGGGAGGGGCCAUUGACGGCGAAAUUGUGGCUCAUGGUCAUGGCGGCAGCCAUAACCAAAUCUUUAUGAAGAUUCUUCCAGUCUAUGUGACAGGGCCGAAAGGGACUGAGAAGGUUUAUGCUUUUCUGGAUGAGGGUUCAACCAUCACCAUGAUGACUUCCUCUCUGGCAGAGAGACUUGGACUGGACGGACCUAAAAUACCUCUACACUGGCAAGGAGCAGGUCCUGUGGCGAACACCGAUCUCACAUCCAAGACUGUCGAAUGUAGAGUUCGUGGGUUUCUACCAAAUGCGAAGGAGUAUUUGAUGCAAAGGGUGAGAACAGUUUUUGAAUUGAAUCUCCCAAGGCAGACAGUGGACAUGUCAGCUCUCUCUCGAGACUGGAGGCACUUGGCGGACGGCCAAGUACAGUCCCUGAAGGAUGCAGUGCCAGAGUUGUUGAUAGGUCUAGACAAUACACCCCUUAUUGUGUCUCGAGAGAUCAUCCAUGGCCCAUGGAAUGCCCCUUACCUCGUAAGAACGUGGCUGGGAUGGGUGGUAAUGGGAAAAAUAGACGGCAGACCCAUAAAUGGCCCCAAAAACUAUUCUAUGUGGGAGCGACGUGAUGAUCUUUACGAAAUGGUGAAGGAUUCAUUCUCCAUUGACUCAUUUGGCACCGAGUCUCUUGGGAAAGCCCCCUCUCGUGAAGACAAGAGAGCCCUAGAGAUAAUGAAGCACACGACACGCAGAACCGAUGACGGACGAUUUGAGACAGGGCUAUUGUGGAAGGACGGUAAGCAACCGGCUGUUCCUGAGUCAAAGGAAGCAGCUCUCAGGCGACUCCAUGCCACUGAGAGGAAGUUGGAUCGAGACCCAGAGCUGGCAGAGGCGUACUGUGCAAAGAUGGAAGACCACAUACAAAAGAAAUAUCUGGUGAAGCUCACUGAGGAAGAUUUGCAAGUGCCAAUGGAGAAUGUCUGGUAUCUGCCGCAUUUCUCAGUCUUUCAUCCUGCAAAAAAGAAGAUUAGGGUUGUCUUUGAUUGUGCUGCCAAGUCUCACGGAGUUUCCCUUAACGACUUUUUGAUUAAGGGACCUGAUCUUUUGAAGUCACUUCCGGGUGUGCUGGAGAAUUUUAGAAAAGGGAAGUACGCAUUUACGGGUGAUAUCCGUGAAAUGUUUCACCGUGUUCACGUGAGAAAGGACGACACAAAUUAUCAGAGAAUUCUCUACAGAGGUAUGAGGAGAGAUGUCGAACCAGAUGAGUACAAAAUGGAUGUCAUGACGUUUGGGGCUUCCUGUUCUCCAACUUUGGCCUCUUAUGUGAAGAAUGUCAAUGCGGAGGAACAUGCAAUGGACUAUCCGGAAGCUGUGAAGGGAAUAUUAGAUAAUACCUAUUGCGAUGAUUACCUUGGCAGUGCUGACAGCAUUGAGGACGCCAGAAAGCUAAUCAGAGAUAUUGUCUAUGUCCAGAAGGCUGGAGGAUUCGAUAUCGUUAAUUGGACAGCGAACGAUUCGAGAAUUUUGGAUACCUUCACUGACACCAUGAAGAAUUUGGCAUCUCAAACACUGGACGAAUUGGACCGUGUUCUUGGCCUAUGGUGGGAUUCGACGGCUGACAUCUUCACCUUUAAGACACAAUUCCAUCGUGUUCCUGCUGAAAUACUCUCUGGAGAGAAGAUCCCGACGAUGCGAGACGUGCUGCGACUCAUCAUGUCUAUAUUUGACCCUCUGGGGUUUCUGGCCAUGUUCACUGUCAAGGGAAAAAUGAUUUUGCAAGAAAUUUGGAGGUUAAAAAUUGGAUGGGACGAUCCGAUUGAGGGCAUUGCACUACAGCACUGGAAAACUUUUCUAGACGAAUUGAAGACGAUCAGCACAGUGAGAGUUUCCAGGUGCUAUUCUCCAAAUUUGCCUCAAGCAACUUCCGUUCAACUUCACAUCUUUGGCGAUGCCAGUGAACACGCAUACUCAUCCGUGGCUUACCUGAGGAUUGUGAGUGAAAUUAACAGUGAAAUUGAAGUGUCAUUUGUGUGCGCCAGAACAAAAGUGAGCCCCUUGAAGUCGACAAGCAUUCCCCGGCUUGAGCUACAAGCCGCAGUGAUGAGUUCUAGAAUGAGUGCAGCAAUUCGAGCUACCUUGGAUGUCAAGAUUGACGACGUAGUGCUUUGGAGUGAUUCCCUGACUGUCCUGGGAUGGAUUAGAAGUGAUUCUCGACGCUUCAAACAAUUUGUUGGUCACAGAAUCAGUGAAAUUGAUGAGUUGACAGAGUUCCGGCAGUGGCGAUGGGUGCCUACAAAACUCAAUCCAGCUGAUUUCGCUACCAGGAUGGUGAAAAGUGAUUUCAGUGAAUCAUCAAUGUGGUUCUGUGGACCUCCCUUUCUCAGACAACUUGAGAGUGGGUGGCCCCAGGAGAAAAGUGAGACAAUUGAAAACAAAACAAAUGACGUUGAAGUGUUUACCGUUAUGACAAGUGUUGAAGUGUUUCGCGGUGACCAGCUAAUGCCAAAAAUUGAGAGAUUUUCUCAGUGGAAUCGUCUUAUUCGUGUGACGGCAACAGCUAUGAUUUGUGCGAAAUACUGGUUAGACAGAUGGAAGGUCAAGAAGUCCGGUGGAUGCCCCCCGAAAAGGCCUACACUGACAGUAAAAGACUUGUUGGCAGCUGAGAAGCAGUGGUUCCGGAAGAUUCAGACAGAAUUUUGGGCUGAAAUUGAGACUCUUAAGAGAGGAGAAUCCGUCGACAAACAGAGCCCUCUGCUCACUCUCUCACCAACCCUGGAUUCGGACGGAAUCCUUCGAAUUGAUUCACGUCUUGUGAAUAGUGAUGUGGGGGAGAAAUAUCCAGUGAUUUUAGCUCAAAAACAUCCGGCCACCAAGUUAUUGAUCAAAGACGCUCAUGAGAGACACCAUCACCAGGGACGUGAGCAAGUGGUGAAUUACUUGCGAGAGAGAUUCCAUAUUCCGCGAGUUCGUGUGGCAGUGAAAAGAGCUUGGCAUGAAUGUCAGCAGUGUAAGAAUCAAAGAGCUCGCCCAGCAGUUCCGGAGAUGGCAGCUUUACCCAGGUUCCGUGUGACAGAUUCAGUGUAUCCCUUCGUGAGAAGUGGUGUGGAUUACUUCGGCCCCCUGAUGGUGAAAGUUGGACGUCGACACGAGAAAAGGUGGGGUGUUCUCUUUACAUGCCUCGCAACCAGAGCUGUGCACCUGGAGAUAGCACACUCCCUGACUACAGAUUCAGCCAUUAUGGCUAUACGACGAUUUCUUGGACGCCGUGGCCCGAUUAGUGAUUUGGUUUGUGACAAUGGGACCAAUCUGCGGGGUGCAGAUAAUGAAUUUCGUCAUCUGUACCAAGCUCUAGAGACAGACAGGAUGACAGAAGCCCUCUCCGAGCGAAAGAUUGACUUCCAUUUCAAUCCUCCUGCAGCACCACACAUGGGCGGAGCAUGGGAAAGGCUAAUCAGGUCAGUGAAAAAUGUCCUAAAAGAUUUAUUGAAAAAUCAUGUCCCCACCGAUGAGGAGCUCUUGACUUUGUUCACGGAAGUUGAGUUUGUUGUGAACGGACGCCCCCUGACGUACGUGUCUGUGGAGCCAGAGGACGAUACGGCUCUCACCCCAAAUCACUUCCUGAUCGGUCGUUCAGCUGCCAAUAGACCUAUUGGAAAUUUUGACGAUGGAGAUCUCGUGCUCAGGAAGGCUUGGAGGAAAAGUCAGCGGAUUGCUGAUAUGUUUUGGCACAGAUGGGUUCAUGAAUACCUUCCUGAGCUCACACGUAGGACGAAGUGGCAUCAGAAGACUCGACCCCUGAAGAUUGGUGACAUAGUGGUGAUUUGUGAUGAACAACUUCCACGAAACUCCUGGCCUCUUGGAAGAGUCACUGAUGUCUUUACCGCUCCUGAUGGGAAGAUCCGGUCUGUUAUGGUGAAGACAGCUCAGGGCUUGUACCGACGACCCGUGGCGAAGCUGGCAUUAUUGGAUGUAGCGGAAGACCAGCAGACAGGAUUAGGGAUGGGUGCAGGAGCACCAGAGAGGGGAAAUGUUGGAAACGCGACAACGCCAACUAGCGGAAUUAUUUGAAAUUAAUAUUUUCCAACCCUGUAAUUGAGCCCUUCCGGCAUUUUGUCUUUCUUUUGGAACUGUGCUUUGUAAUGGCGAGACACGUUUUGUGAAGCUCCUAGGAUUUCUUAUAUUUCUUGAGUAAGUCAGCAAUUUCAGCGUUUUUAUGUAAUUCACUCUAAUUUGUGACAUUGUUUCUUGUGAUAGGUGAUCGAUUUAUAGGCAUAGAGACGAUCUAAAAGACAUUUAGAUUGAUAUCUAUAUUCUGGCGACAUUGAAGUUUAUAGAUAAUUUGCCUUGAGAGAGAAAUAGUGAGUGGAAAUUAGUUGCUAGAAAGUCCAAGCAGUUAAUUCAAAGUAAGAGUUUAGAAUAAUAUUGGGAAAAUUAGAAUUUAAAGAGGAAUUAUAUUUCAGGAACCACCACUACUUAAUACUUAAUACUUAAUACUUAAUACUUAAUACUUAAUACUUAAUACUUAAUGCUUAAUACUUAAUACUUAAUAUUCUUGUAAACAAUAUAAAAAUCGAUCAGGCCGUGUCUCGCCAAAUUAGACGUCAAUAAAAGAUUCAAAAAUACAGUCCACUUGACACU
Messenger RNA from Phlebotomus papatasi, 6285 nucleotides. RefSeq lists its product as uncharacterized. Gene Ontology annotation, biological process: DNA integration. Lineage: Eukaryota; Metazoa; Arthropoda; Insecta; Diptera; Psychodidae. Gene Ontology annotation, molecular function: nucleic acid binding. Bases 1 to 5715 code for a protein of 1904 amino acids. The transcript has 2 exons. The record is from RefSeq and is a predicted model, not a curated record.